UAUACAUGUAACAUCAUGAUUUUCUGGACUGCAGCAAUUAUGUUGUAUCAAUUGGGCAUGUUGGGAAUCACAGCUGGGGCUCAUCGACUUUGGUCACACCGAUCCUACAAAGCCACAUGGCCUCUUCAGCUACUACUUAUGAUCAUGAAUACUCUAGCAUUCCAGGGCCCCGUGAUCGUCUGGGCCAGAGACCACAGGGUUCAUCACAAAUACACGGAGACCGACGCCGAUCCGUACAAUGCUACGAGAGGUUUGUUUUUCUCGCACGUGGGCUGGCUGCUCUGUAGGAAACACCCGGAAGUCAAGGAAAAGGGCAAAGGGCUCGACAUAAGUGAUCUUGAGAGCAAUCCUAUAUUGGCAUUCCAAAAGAAACAUCGUUUCAUAUUAGUGCCAUUGCUGUGCUUUAUUUUGCCAACCGUUAUUCCGGUCGUGUGUUGGAACGAGACGUGGACGAACGCUUACUUUAUUUCCACUGUUCUCCGUUAUAUCUUCACGUUAAAUAUGACAUGGCUGGUGAAUUCCGUGGCUCAUUCCUUCGGCAACAAACCCUACGACAAAGAUAUCAAAGCAGUGAGCAACAAAGGUGUUACCAUACUUGUCCUCGGCGAAGGUUGGCACAAUUACCAUCACGUUUUUCCCUGGGACUACAAGACAGCAGAGUUGGGCAAUUACACAUUCAACUUCACAACGGCUUUCAUCGACUUUUUCGCGAAGAUUGGCUGGGCCUACGAUUUGAAGAGCGUGUCCGAGGACAUGAUAAGAAAGCGAGUGAAGAAAACAGGUGACGGCAGUCACGUGUUAUGGGGUCGGGGCAACAAAGAUCAAACGCAGGAGGAAAGAGAUGAAGCGGUAGUGAUGCAUCGUCAGACGAAAGAUCAGUAGGAUACUGCGUGUGCGCGUGUAAGACUUUUGAUUAAAUAAGGCUUUUUUCAUGUUUGUCCACAAAUCGAUUCACUUGGACAAACUUUAUGAAAGUGUGAGAUUUGUUAUUGUUAUAGAUUAAGCAUGAUUUACGCACAGAAGCGUUAUAUUUUAUUUUGGUUGAUAUAUUCUUUAUUGACAGCUAUAUUAAGUAUAAGUUUAUGCUCAUGCGCAUGCGCAUAAUCGAGCGCGGUCAAGCCGGGAAGAAGGAGACGGACUUCCGCCCGCCAUUACGUGUUAGCUGUACGCGAGAGCUGCAUUAAAAGUUCUCUCAGUCAAUAGUG
This is a messenger RNA of Vollenhovia emeryi, 1205 nucleotides long. RefSeq names its product acyl-CoA Delta(11) desaturase-like. The record is from RefSeq and is a predicted model, not a curated record. Gene Ontology annotation, molecular function: stearoyl-CoA 9-desaturase activity; iron ion binding. Lineage: Eukaryota; Metazoa; Arthropoda; Insecta; Hymenoptera; Formicidae. Gene Ontology annotation, biological process: unsaturated fatty acid biosynthetic process. The coding region runs from base 16 to 882 and encodes 288 amino acids. Gene Ontology annotation, cellular component: endoplasmic reticulum membrane. The transcript has 4 exons.